This is a messenger RNA of Psilocybe cubensis, 786 nucleotides long. RefSeq lists its product as uncharacterized. The coding region runs from base 1 to 786 and encodes 261 amino acids. The transcript has 7 exons. The record is from RefSeq and is a predicted model, not a curated record. Lineage: Eukaryota; Fungi; Basidiomycota; Agaricomycetes; Agaricales; Agrocybaceae.
AUGAAUCCCCAAAAGUCGAGACUUCUCGGAAUGAGCGCAGAGAGUAUUCCCCCCGCACUUUUCGGUCAGCUGAGGGAUGUACAAAUCACUCGUUUUGCACAGUGUCUGAGGUACUUCCAAUGGCAAGGAUGGACAACAUUAGCAAUUAGUAUGAUGGCCGAAGGAGUGCUUCAAAUUCGAAUAUACGCCAUGUAUUUCCACAAUAAAACGGUUCUUGUUGUGCUUCUGAUAUGCUUCGGCAUGACUUCGACAGCAUCAGCUACGAUGAUGGCACUGUCAGCGCGGACGUUGCAACCGGUGGCAAUCGCAACGCCAAUAGGCCUAACAUGUGCUCUCCGUCGCGCGCCAGGAAGCUUCUACGCUUAUUGGAUACCCCUGCUUUGUUUUGAGGGAUUGCUAUGUGUAUUGGCCCUCAUCAGGGGGAUUCAGAUGUCCAGAGCCAUUGACCCAACUGAAAGUAGGGAACCAGUACAACCCUCAUUUUCGCCCCUCACACGGGGUAAGCGGGUAAUAGACAUGCUAUACCGCGGUUCGAUCGUCUACUUCCUAGCUAUCGGUGCAACGUUCAUGAUCACCAUAAUAUUUUGGCUGACUUUACCUCUCGGUUUGAGCAUGGCCCCACUAGGAUAUUGUAUCACACUUCCAUGCGUCAUUGCCAACCGACUAGUGCUAAGUGUGCGUGGAGCAGCGCAAUGGGAUACCACAAUGGGAAAUAUGACAACGUUCGAGGUUAGGGUCGACACGGCUGAUCCAGAUUCAGAAUUGGGGAAGGAUUCGGGUGAAUGA